Xyrichtys novacula (pearly razorfish) is the source of this 3352-nucleotide messenger RNA. The record is from the annotation of a GenBank genome assembly. NCBI's taxonomy places the organism in Eukaryota, Metazoa, Chordata, Actinopteri, Labriformes, Labridae.
AGCAGUGUUGUGGUGGUCACAUGACCGUGUCGGGGUCGGACACUCUCACUCACUGUGCGUGUCGUUGUCUGCAGAUGUGACCGUGAGCACAGACGGACAGACGGCAGACCUGCUCUCCGCCUCCAGCAGCGCACCAUGAGUCAACUCCUUAUUAGUUUACGGACGUUUCUGAACUUUCACGGAUUACACAGAGCCGUCAUUUCCUGAGAGAGACGCCGAGAAGUUUCCAUUUUUCAGCACUAGUUAAAACCGCGCCUGUCCUGCUCUGACGGGAUUUCCCUCUCGGUGUCAGACAAGGAGCUCGUGCUCACCUGCAGAGGACAAACCAUGCGCUCGCGGGCUGCGCUCUCCUGGUAAGUCACCUCUGUGGCAGGUUACUGUACUACUUACAAUGUUGAACUACUGUUAAUGUUAUCACUAUUAAACAGCAAAGGCUUUAAGUGCCACUUUUACCGUGACUAUUUGCUUUUCUUUCUGCUGUUUUUAUAUGCCUAUGGAGUCAGGUGUGAAGCUAUCAGUUUAAAAGUCAACUCAUGAAUUAUUGUGAAAUGAAUAAUGUUAAUUACAGUAAGAAACGUGGAUAAUUAGUGCAAAUUUUAGACCAAUAAAGCUGAAACGAAACCAUAAGAAUAAGUGAAAGGGACAUUAAAGAGCGUACAAAAAUAACCAAAGUAUGAAAGUUUAGCCACAUGAAUCUGUAAAGACAAGGCAGAGAGAGGUGUGAUUGAGUGUGAGAUACAAAUCUAAAGGAUAAAAUAAAAGAGAUUGUACUUUAUGCAGCAAUUGUCUUGAGCCAACCCCUCAGGCCACUUGAAGAAUUUUCCAUCAGAGCCUAGUAAGGCGUGAUCUUUGCCCUGCGCGUCAUAUAAAAAUGGGGAGAUCAUAGCUGCCAAAUUCCUCCGCAGAUAAAAAUGCUUCAAGUUGAAUUGCACUCCCUCGACUCUCAUGCUUGUAAUAAAUCUGUGAAUACUGGUUUGAGGAAUGAGAGGGUUUGUCAUUCAGGGCCAAGACAUCCGGUCACGUUCUGAAGAGCCACUCCAGAAGUGUGGUCCAGUGGGUCAAGGAGUUCAGAAAACCACACUUCAUCUUUUUAAAGAAAGACUUCACUUAAGAUUCUUUCCUUCUCUGCAUCCACAGGUUUAUCUCCCUCCUCUUUCUCCUCUUCCUCCCUCAUGCUUUCUCUUCCUCCCGCCCUCAAUGGAUCCUCCAGCGUGUCCCUGUGGUCCUCCCGCAACAGACAGACGUACGACCGGCCCCUCACUUCCUCUCCCCAGCCCGCUUGGAUGUCAGCUCUCCCUGUGACCCUGAAUGUCACAAAAAAGCUCCUCGCCUCAACUACUGGGACUUGAGACAAACUCUGGCCUACGAGACCCUCCACGCUAAUGGUCAACUGACUGAGACCGCCAUUGGGAUCUACGGCUACAACCCCAACUCUGACACCAGCCUGGCCUACUCCUCAGGGUCUUCAGGGAAGUCUGAGCGGUCACAUGUGAGGAGGAAGAGGCAGAUCUUUGGUCAUGAUGGGCGCUUUAGCAUUGCAGGGCAGAACUUCCUCCUCAAGUAUCCAUUCUCAGUCGCUGUUAAGCUGUCCACAGGGUGUUCAGGUACAUUGGUGGGGGAUCGUCACGUUCUUACAGCUGCUCAUUGUGUACAUGAUGGGAAAAACUAUGUGAAAGGAGCCCAAAAACUCAGAGUUGGAUUCCUUAAACCUAAACAUCGAGACACGCAGACUUCCACCUUUAACGUACCCUCCAACUUUACCAACCACGUUGAAGGUGCUUCUUACGCCCCACCGGUCACUGACAAAAUGAAGUUCCAGUGGAUCAGAGCCAAGCGCACCCACGUUCCUAAAGGUUGGAUUAAAGGGAACGCUAAUGACAUCGGGAUGGACUAUGACUAUGCUCUGCUCGAGCUCAAAAAACCCCACAAACGCCGCCACAUGAAGUUAGGGGUCAGCCCCCCGGCUCGGAGGCUGCCUGGUCAAAGAGUACACUUCUCAGGAUAUGACAAUGACCGUCCAGGACAGCUGGUGUACCGCUUCUGUCGUGCAGGUGAAGAGACGCCCGACCUGCUCUACCAGCACUGCGAUGCUCAGCCCGGCGCCAGUGGCUCAGGAGUCUACGCCCGAAUGUGGGAUGGACGGCGCAGGCGAUGGGAGCGCAAGGUGAUAGGUGUGUUUUCUGGGCAUCAGUGGGUGGAGAAACAAGGGGCGUCUCAGGAAUUUAACGUAGCUGUGAGGCUCACGCCUCUGAAGUAUGCUCAGAUCUGCUACUGGAUUAAAGGGAACUUUGUGGACUGCAGAGAAGGGUGAAGAAAAAGUGAAGACGGAGAAUGAAACAGGAAUGAGGCUAUAAAUCCAUGGGCCAACUACAUCCUCAUACAUUACAAUGAAAUAUUUAGGCCACAAUAAACCACAAUUAUCACCCCAUCACUUAAAGCACUGAUGCCAAGUCAAUACGAAUAUCAAACUUCAGCGUGUUGCCCAAAUUUUGAGACACAAAUAUCAGUCAUACAAUCACAGAAUACAGACUCAGGUCCAGAAAUAAUACUAAAAUAUGUAAACAGGGCGUGCUCUUUCUUGUGUGUUUUGGUUUUGAAUCCUUACCUACCACAUCUCUAAACUACGAAAAUGAGAAGCACUGCUGAUUGGCUGGUAAAUAUUUUAGUCAUGGGGUUUUCCAGAAGAGAAUCAGCUUUUAGUUUUUCUUUUUUUUUGGGAGGGGGGACAGUUAUGGAUUUAAGUUAUCCAGAGGGCCCUCAGAUCUGCAAAAAAGGACUGAUGUAAAAAUGAUGUAUUGAAACAACAGAUCCUCAGAUUACAAGGAGCUGGACUGAUAAAACUGUUUUACUGCAUUAUCGCCUUUUAUUGUGCUAAUACUAAAGAUUGCACUGUUAAAAACUUUUAAGUGUUUCUACUGAUGUUUUUAUGUGGAUGAAUGUACAAGCCAGCUACCAAAGUUGCAAACUUUUUUUUUUUUUCUAAACUAUCAUAUCUCCUCUCAGUGGACUUCAGUUAUCAUGAAACAUGGCGCGCUCCUUCAGUUUUUAAGAGCUUUUCAUUGUGUUACACAGCAUGACUUCAAAUGUUUGCAGAUGACUCUUGGUAAGGCUGGAGAUAACUCAAUGACAGAAGCAGGUUUGUUAAAUGUUAUAUGUUGAUGCAUAGCUCCCUCUGGUGGCAAACAUAAAACAUUGCAGGGGUCAGCGUUGAGCAUUACGCUGACUUAGCCAUGGCUACAUAUGCACUUUUUUUUUUACUUUCUUUGUUUAACAUUUGUGCUGUUGCAUUUUUUUGUGUUUAAAAAUUGAAACCUGUGGAAAAAUAAACUGAAACAUGCUUUAAAAUGAGAAA